AAAAGGAACUUAAAACUCCCUGUGCUCAGACAGAAAUGAGGCUGUUACAGCUCGCUUCUGUGCUGUUGCUUCUUGCCCCUGACUUGUAAACAAGACCUAGGAGAACUUGCGAACGGAAAGUCACAAACUGCUGGGUGUUUGAAAGGCUCCUGGGGACCUCAUGCACAUCUGCAGAAACUGGAUGGAGAGAUCUGGGGAAGCAUGGACUCUUUAGCCGGCUUAGUUCUCUGUGGAGUCAGCUUGCUCCUUGCUGGGACAGCGGAUGGUGCCAUGGACCUGAUCUUGAUCAAUUCCCUACCUCUUGUGUCCGAUGCCGAGACAUCCCUAACCUGCAUUGCCUCUGGAUGGCACCCCCAUGAACCCAUCACCAUAGGAAGGGAUUUUGAAGCCUUAAUGAACCAGCACCAAGAACCACUGGAAGUAACUCAAGAUGUGACAAGAGAAUGGGCUAAAAAGGUUGUUUGGAAGAGAGAGAAGGCCAGUAAAAUCAAUGGUGCUUACUUCUGUGAAGGGCGGGUUCGAGGAGAGGCGAUACGGAUACGGACCAUGAAGAUGCGCCAACAAGCUUCCUUCCUACCAGCUACUUUAACUAUGACUGUGGACAGGGGAGAUAAUGUGAACAUAUCUUUCAAAAAGGUGUUGAUUAAAGAAGAAGAUGCAGUGAUUUACAAAAAUGGUUCCUUCAUCCAUUCAGUGCCCCGACAUGAAGUACCUGAUGUUUUAGAAGUGCAUCUGCCACACGCUCAGCCCCAGGAUGCUGGAGUGUACUCGGCCAGGUACAUAGGAGGAAAUCUCUUCACCUCGGCCUUCACCAGGCUGAUAGUCCGGCGAUGUGAAGCCCAGAAGUGGGGACCUGACUGUAACCGUGUCUGCACUGUUUGCAUGAACAAUGGUGUCUGUCAUGAAGAUACUGGAGAAUGCAUUUGCCCUCCUGGUUUUAUGGGAAGGACAUGUGAAAAGGCUUGUGAACUGCAUACAUUCGGCAGAACUUGUAAAGAAAGGUGUGGUGGACCAGAGGGAUGCAAGUCCUACGUGUUCUGUCUCCCAGACCCCUAUGGGUGUUCUUGUGCCACAGGCUGGAAGGGUCUGCAGUGCAAUGAAGCCUGCCAGCAUGGUUAUUAUGGGCCAGACUGUAAGCUUAGAUGCAGGUGCACCAAUGGGGAGGUGUGUGAUCGGUUCCAAGGAUGUCUCUGCUCUCCAGGAUGGCAAGGGCUGCAGUGUGAGAAAGAAGGUAUGCCGAGGAUGACUCCAAAGAUAGAAGAUUUGCCAGAUUAUAUAGAAGUAAACAGCGGUAAAUUUAAUCCUGUCUGCAAAGCGUCUGGCUGGCCACUGCCUGCUAAUGAAGAAAUGACCCUGGUGAAACCCGAUGGAACAGUGCUCCAUCCGAAAGACUUCAACCACACAGGUCAACGCUCGGUGGCCAUAUUCACCAUUCACCGGAUCCUGCCCCCUGACUCAGGAAUCUGGGUCUGCAGUGUGAACACAGUGGCUGGGAUGGUGGAAAAGCCUUUCAACAUUUCUGUAAAAGUUCUUCCAAAGCCCCUGAAUGCCCCAAAUGUGAUCAACACCGGACAUAACUUUGCUGUCAUCAAUAUCAGCUCUGAGCCUUACUUUGGGGAUGGACCAAUCAAAUCCAAGAAGCUUCUAUAUAAACCUGUUAAGUAUCAUGAGGCUUGGCGACAUAUUCAAGUGACAAAUGAGAUUGUUACCCUCAACUACUUGGAGCCUCGGACAGAUUAUGAGCUCUGCGUGCAGCUGGUGCGGCGUGGAGAGGGCGGGGAAGGGCAUCCUGGACCCGUGAGACAGUUCACAACAGCUUCUGUCGGUCUUCCUCCUCCAAGAGGUCUCAGUCUCUUACCAAAAAGUCAAACCACACUAAAUUUGACCUGGCACCCGAUACCUCCAAACUCUUCGAAAGAGGACUUUUAUGUUGAAGUAGAGAGGAGGUCUGUGCAAAUGAACAGUGACCAGCAGAAUAUUAAAGUACCAGGCAACUUGACUUCAGUGCUGCUUAACAAUUUACACCCCCGGGAGCAGUAUGUAGUCCGAGCCAGAGUCAACACCAACGCCCAGGGGGAAUGGAGUGAAGAUGUCACAGCUUGGACCCUGAGCGACAUUCUCCCCCCUCAACCAGAAAACAUCAAGAUUUCCAACAUCACCGACUCCUCAGCCGUGAUCUCAUGGACAAUCUUGGAUGGCUAUUCUAUUUCUUCAAUUAUCAUCCGUUACAAGGUUCAGGGCAAGAGUGAAGACCAGCACAUUGAUGUAAAAAUCAAGAAUGCCACCAUCACCCAGUAUCAGCUUAAGGGUCUUGAGCCGGAAACAGCUUACCAGGUGGACAUUUUUGCAGAGAACAACAUAGGGUCAAGCAACCCAACAUUUUCUCAUGAACUGACAACUCUUUCCAAAUCUCAAGCCCCAGGGGACCUUGGAGGUGGGAAGAUGCUGCUCAUAGCCAUCCUGGGCUCCGCGGGAAUGACCUGCCUGACGGUGUUGCUGGCCUUUCUGAUCAUGUUGCAACUGAAGAGGGCAAACAUCCAAAGGAGAAUGGCCCAGGCCUUCCAAAAUGUGAGGGAAGAACCAGCUGUGCAGUUCAACUCAGGAACUCUGGCCCUGAACAGGAAGGCCAAAAACAACCCAGAUCCAACAAUUUAUCCAGUGCUUGACUGGAAUGACAUCAAAUUUCAAGAUGUGAUUGGGGAGGGUAAUUUUGGCCAGGUUCUCAAGGCUCGCAUAAAGAAGGAUGGGUUACGGAUGGACGCUGCCAUUAAGAGAAUGAAAGAAUAUGCCUCCAAAGACGAUCACAGGGACUUCGCGGGUGAGCUCGAGGUUCUUUGCAAACUUGGACAUCACCCAAACAUCAUCAAUCUCCUGGGAGCAUGUGAACAUCGUGGCUACUUGUACCUCGCCAUCGAGUACGCCCCCCAUGGAAAUCUCCUGGACUUCCUCCGCAAGAGCCGCGUGCUGGAGACCGACCCGGCCUUCGCCAUUGCCAACAGUACGGCGUCCACUCUGUCUUCCCAGCAGCUGCUGCACUUUGCGGCGGACGUGGCCCGGGGCAUGGACUACCUGAGUCAAAAGCAGUUUAUCCACAGGGAUCUGGCUGCCAGGAACAUUUUAGUUGGUGAAAACUAUGUAGCCAAAAUAGCAGAUUUUGGAUUGUCCCGAGGUCAAGAAGUGUAUGUGAAAAAGACAAUGGGCAGGCUGCCAGUGCGCUGGAUGGCAAUCGAAUCGCUAAACUACAGCGUGUAUACAACCAACAGUGAUGUAUGGUCCUAUGGUGUGUUACUGUGGGAGAUUGUUAGCUUAGGUGGCACCCCCUACUGUGGGAUGACAUGUGCAGAACUCUAUGAGAAGCUGCCCCAGGGGUACAGGCUGGAGAAGCCCCUAAACUGCGAUGACGAAGUGUAUGACCUAAUGAGACAAUGCUGGCGGGAAAAGCCUUAUGAGAGACCCUCAUUUGCCCAGAUUCUCGUGUCUUUAAAUAGGAUGUUGGAAGAACGCAAGACCUAUGUGAAUACCACCCUCUACGAGAAGUUCACCUACGCAGGAAUCGACUGCUCUGCGGAAGAAGCAGCCUAGGACAGCUCACCUUCAUCUGUCAUGCUGUUUUCCUUCACUGGCCCGAAAGACCCUUUGCACACCGAUGCUGAGGAAGCUGAGAGACUCUGCCAAGAGCUGUGACACAGGAGUGUAAAUAUCUGUGCGUCUGGGACCUUUGCCGCAAACUGCCCCACACACCAGUGGAUCUGCAGGAUUCGCUGACUCUGAUAGGGCUGUAUAUACUGUUUUGAGUAAGAAUGUGCUGAAUCAGAAUGUUUGUGGUUUCAUAUGCAAUAAUAUAUUUUUUUCUAAAAAUGUGGACUUCACGGAAAGGUGUGAGAAUACAAUUGCUAUAAUGUAUAUCUCAUUAUUCUAGGUAUUUUUGUAUUUACCUUUAUACUGAAUGUUACACAAUGUUUUGCUGUGUAGAAGUAAAAUGUUAAUAAAACGAUCCAGCUACCAUGGGUGAGAAAAGUGAGGCAAAUGUAUAAAUUCUAACAGGACAGAGCUUAACACUGGAGAGAUGCAAAACCCAAUUUCUAUAAAGAGAUACCUUUCUAUCUCUAAAUUUUCUCUUGACCUGUAAAAGCAACCCAGUUUCAUCACUCUGUGUUUCCAGAGUCCACACUGCUAAAAUCUAUGACUUAAGUCUCAUUUCUUAGAAAUCUAAGAGUCUUUGAAAAAAUUUAUGGGAUUUAGCUGUUAACGUCUCUGGUAACAUU
Molecule: messenger RNA, 4265 nt
Organism: Condylura cristata (star-nosed mole)
Lineage: Eukaryota; Metazoa; Chordata; Mammalia; Eulipotyphla; Talpidae
Gene: TEK
Product: TEK tyrosine kinase, endothelial
Exons: 23
Coding region: 202-3582 (1126 amino acids)
Biological process (GO): positive regulation of phosphatidylinositol 3-kinase/protein kinase B signal transduction; cell surface receptor protein tyrosine kinase signaling pathway; protein phosphorylation
Cellular component (GO): plasma membrane; signaling receptor complex
Molecular function (GO): protein binding; ATP binding; transmembrane receptor protein tyrosine kinase activity
Source: RefSeq, a predicted model, not a curated record